Messenger RNA from Grosmannia clavigera kw1407, 324 nucleotides. Its product is annotated as 60S acidic ribosomal protein p1. Lineage: Eukaryota; Fungi; Ascomycota; Sordariomycetes; Ophiostomatales; Ophiostomataceae. The transcript is spliced from 4 exons. The record is from RefSeq and is a predicted model, not a curated record. Gene Ontology annotation, cellular component: ribosome; cytosolic large ribosomal subunit. Gene Ontology annotation, biological process: translational elongation; cytoplasmic translation. Bases 1 to 324 code for a protein of 107 amino acids. Gene Ontology annotation, molecular function: ribonucleoprotein complex binding; structural constituent of ribosome; protein kinase activator activity.
AUGUCUACUGCUGAGCUUGCGACGUCCUACGCGGCGCUGAUCCUCGCCGACGAUGGCGUUGAGAUCACGGCCGACAAGCUGCAGACCCUGAUCAAGGCUGCCACCGUUGAGGUCGAGCCGAUUUGGACACAGCUCUUUGCCAAGGCACUUGAGGGCAAGGACGUGAAGGACCUGCUCUCCAACGUCGGCUCCGGUGGCGGCGGUGCUGCCCCGGCUGCUGCUGCUGGCGCCUCUGGCGCUGCCGCCGCAGAGGAGGUUGUCGAGGAGAAGGAGGAGGAGAAGGAGGAGUCCGACGACGACAUGGGAUUCGGGCUGUUCGACUAA